AUGUGUAGUUUGAUUUGGGGUAGAGGAGUCAAAAAGAGUCGUAGCGUGAGAAUAAAGGGCCAGACAUUAACAAUAGAGGGGCAUAAUGGAGAGGAGGAUGUUAUGGGAAAGGUAACAUGGUUGCCGGUUCAAGAAUUAAUUAAUGGAUGGACAGAGAGUGAAGUGGAUAAAUUAAUAAGUAAGCCUGAUGGGAGGGAAGUAUAUAGUGAUAAAAGGUUGGGACCUUUUAGGGGACCUAGAGAUGAUUCUCAGGGGCGUAGAGGGGAAAUAAGACACAGUUUUGAUUCGAGAGUGAGGGGAAGAAUGAAUUGUUAUAAUUGUGGAAGACAAGGACAUAUGGUCAGAGAUUUUAGGGAGGCAAAGUGUUUCGAAUGUGGUAUAUUUGGUCAUAUAACCCCUUAUUGUCCAGGAAAACAAGAGAAAUUACGAUGCGCGGGUUGCGGAAGAUUUGGUCACAAUAAGGAAGAAUGUAAUACGGGAAAUUAUAAUACUCGGGGAGGUUUUCCCCAGAGAGUAAUGGGACCAAAUACUUCAACUGUGCGAACCAUUGAGGAUGCCAGAGUUGGGGGAAGAGGAGUAUUUCCGGAGGGAGUUGAAGAUCAAACCGUGGAAUGUUUUCGAUGUCGAGAAAGGGGACAUGUGGCAAGGGAUUGUGCUAAUUUGUGA
This is a messenger RNA of Gordionus sp. m RMFG-2023, 666 nucleotides long. RefSeq names its product DNA-binding protein HEXBP-like. The record is from RefSeq and is a predicted model, not a curated record. NCBI's taxonomy places the organism in Eukaryota, Metazoa, Nematomorpha, Gordioida, Chordodea, Parachordodidae. The transcript has a single exon. The coding region runs from base 1 to 666 and encodes 221 amino acids. Gene Ontology annotation, molecular function: nucleic acid binding; zinc ion binding.